Molecule: messenger RNA, 722 nt
Organism: Erigeron canadensis
Lineage: Eukaryota; Viridiplantae; Streptophyta; Magnoliopsida; Asterales; Asteraceae
Product: LOB domain-containing protein 4-like
Exons: 2
Coding region: 69-602 (177 amino acids)
Source: RefSeq, a predicted model, not a curated record
UUGUUUUGCUAGUAGAAUAUAUAUAUAUAUAUUUGCAUGCAUUCUUCAAUCUUUCACGAUUUGAUACAAUGAAAGACAGUUCUAGCAGCAGUGGUGGCGGAGGACGAAAGCAAGGCGCCGCGUCACCGUGUGCGGCGUGCAAGCUUUUGCGACGCAGAUGCUCUCACGAUUGUGUUUUCGCUCCCUAUUUUCCUGCCGACGAACCUCACAAAUUCGCUAGUGUUCAUAAAGUCUUUGGGGCUAGCAAUGUUAACAAGAUGCUCCAGGAAUUACCGGAGCAUCAUAGAGGAGACGCGGUGAGUUCAAUGGUGUACGAAGCCAAUGCUAGGAUCAGGGAUCCGGUUUAUGGUUGUGUAGGUGCGAUAUCAUCUCUACAACAACAAAUAGACGUACUUCAAGCACAAUUGGCCUUGUCACAAGCCGAGGUUGUUCACAUGAGAAUGCGCCAAUACUCAUCGAGUCCAACAAACCAAUCACCCGAAAACAUCUCACCUCAAUCACGACACCACCCAUCACAAACACCAACAAGGUCCCUUUUUGGCAUGGACAUGGUGGUUGACCAAACUAAUAUGGGCAUGGGGGAGUCCUUAUGGUCCUCAUAACUAAAACCCAUAUAAUAUUUUUACUACUACUUGAGGCUUUCUUUGUUGUUUGCCGCACGCCCCCCCCCUUUUUUUUUAUUUCGGUUUUGCUUUCUUUUAUCUUUUAUUUUCUUGAUAUAA